Messenger RNA from Vigna unguiculata (cowpea), 2823 nucleotides. RefSeq lists its product as uncharacterized. Gene Ontology annotation, molecular function: mRNA binding. The record is from RefSeq and is a predicted model, not a curated record. NCBI's taxonomy places the organism in Eukaryota, Viridiplantae, Streptophyta, Magnoliopsida, Fabales, Fabaceae. Gene Ontology annotation, biological process: post-transcriptional regulation of gene expression. Gene Ontology annotation, cellular component: cytoplasm.
GAGAGAGAAAAAAAAAUUAAAGGGGAAAUAGAAAGUGUAGAACAGUGACUCUUCUUGUUCUGCAAGUUUAAUGGUGUGUGAGAGUGGGCACAGUACACCCUCCUCAGUAACGGAAUGAGAAUGUUUAAUCUUUGCAUGCUUCACCAACUCCUCACAGAUAAAGCCCAAUCACCCAGAUGUGAUUUUUUUUCUUUUUUUGGUUUUCAAAUGCAAAUGCGAUUGUGAGUCCCAUCAGAUACACGCCACCUUUGAUUGUUCUACCCUACCCUAACGAGGUGGUUUUAAUGGCGUCUUUUUCUUUUUUGGUGCUGUUCUUAUGUGGUUUCGGAUCCUCUGAGUGAAUCACUUUUGUUGUUUUUUGUUUUGCUUUUGGUGAGAUGGCGAGAGAGACCAUAGAAAAAGUGAGAGGGGAUGGGGAACUGGAGGAUGAGUUAGAAAUGCUGCUGGAUGAGAUCCCUCACGCCACAUCGCACAAUCGUCAUCAUCUUCGUCAUCUCUGUCAUUCCAAUCGGCACAGACAUGGUGUUGAUGUCGAUCACCCCGAUUGCGUUUUCGCUACGAAACACACACACUAUGGUAACCGUCACGGUUAUGCUAACAGUGUGUAUUACGAUGAUGGCUUCAAAUCCCCCAUGAGUGGGUUCUCUCUACAAUCUGAUGAUUCUUCUUCCAGUUUGUUCUCAAUGUCUCCUCCUCCUUUGGAGGACCUCAAAUCCAGCUUGGCUUCUAGGAGCUCCUAUUAUCCCAACAGCCAUCACGACAAUCUCUACCGCAAUUCUGUGAUCCCUGAUUGCACUGUGAAGCUCAAUGAGACUGAGAGGUUGGUUCAUGAACUAGGUCUCUGCUCUAAUUUCAGUAAAAUGUGCAUUGCUGAUAAUACACACCAGAAUCCUAAUUUUAUUCCGUUUAGCGAUUAUGUUAAUAAUCUUCCCAACACGUGUGGUGGUGGGGACUGUGAUAAUUUUGGAAGAAGGUUUAGUGAUUCUGUGGGGUUUCAAUUCCCUGUAACUAGGGCAAGGAGUUCUGUCGCUGGUGUUACUUCAGCAUUGUCACGAUUGACUCGGGAUGAUAAAAUGAGUAAUCUAUUUGGGUCAUUGCAGUCUUGUCCUAGGUUGCAUGAGCACGAAAUGCUCUCUCAAUUAAAUGGAUUCAGUGGUGGUUCGAUGGAUUCUCGUAGGCGUGGAAGGCCGCUGAUGAGUAACUACUUUGAAAGUGAAAGUGUGGUGCCCAAGAUUUCUGGUUCCUUGAGCCAAAAUCCAACUAUUGAUGCUGCUUCACUUUAUGCACAGAAAUAUGGAAUUAACUUAUUGGAAGAAAGGGGUGUGUCAAGACUGCCCAAUAAUUCCGUUUGUCCUAACUUAAAGCCUUGUAUGAGUGUUCAUGAGUUGCUGCAGUAUGGCCUUUCUCAGCCUAAUGCAAGAGUUGUGCCACUUUUGAAAUCUAGAAUUCCCCGAGGAAAUCUUGAUGCUAUUAGAAGUGAGGGGAGUUUCAUUAUACAGGGGGAAGGUUUAAAUUAUGUUGCUAGUAGGGUUUCGGAUCAUUCAAGGUGUCAGCGUGCUGUGCUCGAAGGUGGCUUUGCUAAGCAGCUACACCCGUCCGAGCUAGACAUCCGACACCAGAUUGUAGGAUAUGAAAAUCCCAGGAGUCCCAGGAAUGGGUGCACAUUCCCUAUGCUACCUAAGUAUAAUUCCCUUGCAGAAGCUCGAGGGUCGUUAUAUUUAAUAGCCAAAGAUCAACAUGGCUGUAGAUUCCUGCAAAGAAUGUUUGAUGAGGGUACACCGGCAGAUGUUCAAAUGAUAUUUAGUGAGAUAAUUGAUCAUGUAGUGGAACUUAUGAUGAAUCCUUUUGGAAAUUACCUUAUGCAAAAGUUGUUGGAUGUAUGUGAUGAAGAACAGAGGAUGCAGAUCAUACUUGUGGUUACACAGGAGACAGGGCAGCUUGUCAGAAUCUCUUUAAACACUCACGGCACUCGUGUGGUGCAGAAGCUGAUUGAGACUCUCAAAACUAGGCAGCAAAUUUCAUUAGUUGUAUCGGCUUUGCAACCAGGAUUCUUGGUCCUCAUCAAAGAUCUUAAUGGAAAUCAUGUGGUUCAACACUGUUUACAAUGCCUAAGCAAUGAAGAUAACAAAUUCAUAUUUGUUGCUGCUGCCAAGUAUUGUGUUGACAUUGCCACUCAUCAACAUGGGUGUUGUGUUCUACAAAGAUGCAUUGGUCAUUCUCGUGGGGAGCUUAGAGAACAUCUGGUUGCAGAAAUAUCUACUAAUGCACUUCUGUUGGCUCAAAAUCAAUAUGGAAACUAUGUUGUUCAAUUUAUCUUGGACUUGAGGAUUCCUUCGGCGACUACAACUUUAAGUUUGCUAUUUGAAGGUAAAUAUGUGCACCUGUCAAUGCAGAAGUUCAGCAGCCAUGUCGUUGAGAAAUGUCUUGCUGUAUUCAAUGAUGAGAACCGAUCUAGAGUCAUUUGUGAACUACUCGGUGCUCCUCACUUCGAACAGUUGCUUCAAGAUCCACAUGCAAAUUAUGUUGUUCAAUCAGCUCUUCGACAUUCUGAGGGCCAUCUGCGUGAUUCACUAGUUGAAGCAAUUGAGUCCCACAAAGCAAUUUCACGGAAUAGCCCAUAUUCCAAGAAGAUUUUCUCGCAGAAGCUUCUGAAAAAAUGAUUCACAUUUCUCCCCUUAGCAAGUACUGUUGUUGUUCUACUAUAAAAUUCAUUUUGGAGUUUACCACUGAACAAAUGCAUUUCAUGGUUAUUUAACUGUUAAGUUGGGAUGCUAAUAACCAUACAAAGGAGUCAGUCUGUUUUGAAAAACUUAUCCUUCUGCU